This is a messenger RNA of Oryza sativa Japonica Group (Japanese rice), 3326 nucleotides long. RefSeq lists its product as uncharacterized. Gene Ontology annotation, molecular function: dynein intermediate chain binding. NCBI's taxonomy places the organism in Eukaryota, Viridiplantae, Streptophyta, Magnoliopsida, Poales, Poaceae. The record is from RefSeq and is a predicted model, not a curated record. Gene Ontology annotation, cellular component: cytoplasmic dynein complex. Gene Ontology annotation, biological process: microtubule-based process.
GGUAGUUUUGCUUUUAUGGCAUUCGUAGCUCACAGAGCAGGACAGUGUGGAAUGGAGGACAGCACGUCAACACUAAUAGUAGUACUCCCGUAUCAUGUUUAUGCUUAUGAGCUCUGUAUUGUAAGGCCUUUCACGGUGCAAACACUUACUGUGAGUUAUCACGAGAUGAUAGCUAGGAUGAAGACCCUCUCUUCACAGUGCAAGUAUCGUGUGUGGGACUCAGAAAUAUCUGCUAGUGGGAUCCAUAAACUCCCAAGUCCCAACUCCCCACCGGCUCCUCCUCCCUCGUCACGCAAUCCCCAAAUCCACUCCUCCCUGCCGGCUCUCCCCUCCUCCCUUCGCUGACGCCGACUCCCCUCCUCCCUCCGCCGGCGCCGGCUCUCCUCUCCUCCGGGCGGUGGCUCCCCUCCUCCCUCCGCCAGCGCCAGUGCCGGCUCUCCUCUCCUCCGGGCGUCGUCCUCGAAGAAGCGACGGCAGCGUCCUCUGAGCCGUGCGGUGGCGUCGUCCUCGGGGCCGAGCUACGACGGCGCCCUCGAAGACGGCGGUGGCGGCGCGGAUCUGGAGCGCGGAGGACGGUGCAAGCGCGGGACGGCGGCGGCGGCGCGGAUCUGGGCUCCUCCUCUCUCGGCCGGCGACGAGGAGACGAAGCCGCUCGUGGUCGUUGUCCUCCUCGCUUUGUCUCCACUUUCCGCCGCCGGCGGCGAGGAGAGAAGGACGGCGGCGGCGCCCUCGGCGACGGUCCUCGGCGACGUCUCAUCUCCUCGCAAAGUGGGCCCCGCGCCUGACUUUUUAAGCGAGGUUGCUCGUUCCUCUCCUGGGAUGCGAAGAACCCAGUGUAGCUAUGGGCCCUACCAACUUUUUUCGCCACAUAGACUAGGUAACACACCACGUAGGACUAGGUAACUCCCACUGUGAAAGGCCUAAGCACUACAACAUUUUGACAUGGACUCCACCGUUUCUACAUAAAUAAACAUUCCCAAUACUGAAUGCACAUUUGGGCGUGUUUGGUUGCCUGGCUUGUCCCUAGCUCGCAUCUCGGAUGCAACCUGUAGACUGUUUGGUUGACUGCACGUGUCCCACAGCCAGGCCCAACAGAUGCAAAAAGUCUCUCGCAGCCAUGCUGAGCAGGAACGACCGAAUUGAGCUUCGUUGCUCAUCCUGGCUCCACGCAUGCAGCGGCGCCGCACCCGCGCGUGCAGGGAGAGCCGGAGAGACGAUGGGGUCCCUGACACCACCCUACCUUCUUCCUCAUUUCUUCUAUCUUCUCUUCUCUUCGCUAUCGUCGGUCAUGGCCACCAGCGACGACCAUCUCCAUCUCCGUCGGCCAGAUCAGGCUAGCUGCAAGUCCUGCUCCUCCCUCUCUUCUUCAGCAAGGGGUCGCCAAGAGCUCUCCGCCGGCGGAUCCGGAGGGCAUGAGCUCGCCACUGCCAGAUCUACCUGCACAGAGAUGUCGAAGCAUGAGCUUGGCUUGAGCUCGUCGCCGUCGCCAGCGGCACCACCUUCCUCGCCGGCUUGAGCUCGUCGCUGCGCGGACACCCUCGCCGCCACGGACAGCUACCUCAAAUCCAUCUCCUACUCACCUUUUUUUUUUCGCCAAAUUCAGAGGUUAGAAGCUCGGGCCUGCCAGAUCCGAGUAGCCACAACACCCUCCCGGCCGCUGGACUCGCUGCACCGACGGCGGCGAACAUGCCUAGCUGGGUGGCACGAGCGGCUAGGUACCGGCGGCGGCAAGUUCCUCUGCGAGCUCUGUUCUCCUUUUUUUUUUUCUUUCUUUCUUUUUUCCACCGAAUGUCAUUAACCACUGAUAAAUAUGGUUUAUGUACUUCUAUGCAACUGUAUAUGCUCAUCCGAUACUGUUUUCAAUUAUUGUUGUUAGGAGCUCCGAAAUCAAUGCUUUGUAUAUUUUGCAUGUACUAUUAAAUCUGAUAUAUAUACCAUAAAUAAAUACGCUUUUAUUUCGACGGUAAGAAUUCUCACUAUUAAUUCUAAGUGAGGUGAUCUCUCCUUCAAAGAAAGAAAAUACUCAUACCUACUAUCUAUACCACCAACCAAACAAAAUCUAUUUCAAACCGUAUCUUUGGUGCAAGCAACCAAACAGAAUCUCACGCUAAACGGUUGCAUAUGUAUCUAUCUAGCCAGGCCAAACUCAGCCUUGAUGAAAGAGAUGGGCUAGACUAAAACAAUGCAAGCAACCAAACACACCCAAAAUCUAGCGCGUAGCAACCUACCAACAGUGACAACAGAAGAGAAACUGGAGCUUGAUUCCUUCCAAGCAAACCAAACCCCUUUCUAUCUCAAAAGCCGCUCCCACGAAUUCCAGGGAUCAGCAACCCAAACGGCUCACUCCCCAACCGGCCAAACCCCAAGAGAACCCAGCCGGCCUCCACCACACCACACACCACCACCCUCGGACACAAGAACCGCACGCGCGGCCGGCCACCGUCGAUGCCCCCUCGCCACUGCCGCCGCUAGCCGACGAACCAGCAUAUCUUCGCCGACCUCGACCUCCAUGGACCGGGCCUCCGAGGAGCUGGAGCGCCGCAGCCGCUACCUCAGUUCGCUCGUCCGCCGCACCAAGCUCGCCGACCCGCCCGAGCCGGAGCCGGAGCCUGAGCCGGAGCCGGAGAGGGAGAGGGAGAGGGAGGUGGCGGCGAAGGAGAGCGGUGGCGGUGAGGGGAAGGGCGGUAAGGUGGUGGAGGAGAAGGAGGUGAAGGCGGCGAAGGAGAAGAAGGAGAAGGAGAAGGAGGCGAAGGUGCCGAGGGGGGAGGGGGGGAAUGGGGAGGAGAAGAAGGUGGCGGUGCGCGUGCGGGCGGCGGACAUGCCGCCGGCGCUGCAGCGCCGCGCGAUCCGGGUCGCCCUGGAGGCCACCGCCGCCAUGCCGCGGAUCGACAGCAAGCGCCUCGCGCUCGCGCUGAAGAAGGAAUUUGAUACAACAUAUGGGCCUGCUUGGCACUGCAUUGUCGGCACAAGCUUCGGUUCCUACGUUACUCACUCCUUGGGAGGUUUCUUGUACUUCUCUGUUGACAAGUUAUACAUUCUUCUCUUCAGAACAGCUGUUGAGCCACUAAGCUACCAACGAUAAUGUGCGAUAUCUCUAUCUACUGAAACAAAAGUGUAGAUUCGAUGCAAUUUGUAAUUUUGAACUGAAGUUGUAUUAGAUGCUCAACGAGUAGUAAGCUUGGGUAGAGGUAAAUGGCCACUUCUCUACAUGCUAAUGCUAAAUUGUAAGACAGCUAAGCUUAUGUAACUGCCAUGUACCACGUGAGCUCCUGCUGUGUAAGCUCGCUUUUGACUUGCAAAGCUGUAGCUUAACUGAAGUUUCCAAA